This is a messenger RNA of Dissoconium aciculare CBS 342.82, 1737 nucleotides long. Its product is annotated as putative serine carboxypeptidase. The transcript has a single exon. Gene Ontology annotation, biological process: proteolysis. Lineage: Eukaryota; Fungi; Ascomycota; Dothideomycetes; Mycosphaerellales; Dissoconiaceae. Bases 1 to 1737 code for a protein of 578 amino acids. The record is from RefSeq and is a predicted model, not a curated record. Gene Ontology annotation, molecular function: serine-type carboxypeptidase activity. Gene Ontology annotation, cellular component: fungal-type vacuole.
AUGUGGUCAACACUUCUCCCUUUCGUUUCUCUGCUUCCUGCUGCCGUCUACUCAGCGCCGCUCGUUUGCACUCCGAGCGAUGAUGGUUUCGAGCAAGGUGUGGGCUAUGGCGAUGUGGGACUCCGCUAUCGCGAAGUGCCCCCUGGCAUCUGCGAGCUCGACCCCGACGUGAAAAGCUACUCAGGCUACGCCGAUAUCUCGGAGCACGAGCACAUCUUUUUCUGGUUUUUCGAGGCACGUAACGUGCCUCCGGAGACUGCGCCAUUAACGGCAUACAUCAGUGGUGGCCCAGGCUACUCAUCCAUGUCCGAACUCUUUGCUGAAAAUGGUCCUUGCCGAAUAGGACCGGACGGCAAGACUCUCCACAACAACCCGUUCUCCUGGAGCAACUAUAGCAACUUGAUAUUCAUCGAUCAACCGAACCAUGUUGGCUUCUCAUACAGCGACCUCGUACCGGGAUACAUGGGAACGGACAAAGACGGUGGCAAUGUAGUCAUCGAGGAUGACUCCUGUGAGGAUGACGAUCCGAAGUGUGGCUGCUUCUCCAAGCCCGACGUUACUACCACAGCUAACAGCACUCUGGCCGCGGCACCGAAGUUCUGGCUAACACUACAAGCGUUCAUGAGCUCUUUCCCCGAGUACUCGGAGAAUGGAUUCCAUCUUGCGAGCGAGAGCUAUGGAGGCCACUAUGCCCCGGUAUUCAGCAAGUACAUCCAGGACCAAAAUGAAGCCUGUAUUCCAGGUGCACGAUAUAUCGACCUGCAGUCGAUGCUUGUCGGCAACGGAUGGUAUUCACCACAAAUUCAACGUAAGGCAUACUACGACUACGGCUAUGAGCCCGGAAGUCCUUAUGAUCUACCCCCGAUCAACAGUACGUUUAAGAAGGAGGUAUAUGAGAAGCUAUUUGGCCCAGAAGGCUGCUUGAAACAGCUUCGAGACUGUGAAGCAACUGGCACAGACAAAGUGUGCAAAGCUGCGGACAAUUACUGCGCUGCGGAAAUCGACAAUGCAUGGACAGAAGCCACUGGACGAGACACCGAAAACGUACGCAUGCUAAACGACUCGCCCUUCUCCCUACCGCACGACUUUUACGAGACAUACCUCGAGCUAGAUUACGUUCGAGAGGCCAUCGGUGCCCUUCAAACAUUCACCGUUGAAAGUCCUACGGUCGUCCAAGCCUUUGAUUUGACCGGGGACGAUGGACGAGAGCUCGGAAUCCUGCACAUCCUCGGCGAGUUGGCGGAAGCCGGCGUUAACGUUGUGCUCUACAACGGCGACGCCGAUUACAACUGCAACUACCUCGGCGUCGGAGCCUCCGCCGCCGCCGUAGGUUUCCCAGGCUACGACAACGCCGGUCACGCCAAGAUUCUAACCGACGACUGUGUGACUCACGCCUCGGUCAAGCAGAGUGGGCCUUUCAGCUUCGUGCGCCUCUACGAAGCAGGACACACGACGGCUUCCUACCAGCCGCUGGCCGUACUGACCAUUUUCAGGAGAGCUAUUCUCGGCCUGGACCUUGCUACGGGCACGACCGUAGCGACUUCUGAUUAUAUCUCCCCUGGCCCCCUGCAGGAUACUUAUCGCGAGGGUAACGGCACUGUCCAGUAUAAGUCGUGGCCGCAUCAGAGCACCUACAAUUACACUUCGAACAUGCCAACGCUGGAUGACUUCGAGCCGACGUGGAAUGGUGGAGCUUGUGCUCGUGCUGAGGAAUUGGGCCCAAUUGUUAAUUAUUAG